CGCUCUUCUCUUCCCUGUUUUUACCUUUCACCGAUCUGUGUUGCUGAGUGCCGACUCUCCGUCGCUGAUCUUCAUCCCGCCGUCUAAUUCGCCGAUUUCUCCCGUUGAUUCUGAAACCUCCGUGUCUCUCCUGUGUUCCAAAGCGCCAUUCAGAGAAAUCGUGGAAAGUCUGAUGGAUCCGCAGACGCAGAACACUUCAUUGCAGCGACUCCAGAAUGUCGAGAGGAGGGUUGUCAGGGUUUUGGAUAUAGCCGGAGGAGUGAUGGAAGAACUCGCGAGCCCAUCUGGGCCCAAGAAAGAGUUCGUCAACAGUCAUUGCCGAGAGUUCAUGCAAUCGAUGAAGGUUGCUUACUCGAUCCCUUCUUUACGACUGCAUUUGGCAUUCCAACCUUAUGUCUUGGGCUUAACACUAGGGAUGAUUGCAUUUCGUGAACAAGUGAAAGGCUUAGUUUGGGGUUCUGAUUUUGGGUUUGGUCUAGAUAUUCAAAUGACACUGAGGGAAGAGAUCAAGAGCGCGUGCGAGUACCGUCCCUUUGAAAAAUGUGAUUACAACGCAAGAAUAGCGAAUGAGAUCUGCUUCCAGAAGCUUGAAUAUGUUCUCACACAGCUUGAUGAUCUGAAACAAACUGCUGACCGCUAUCCUUCUUCCGCUUGAGCUUGCUUUUGAAAACUUACUUGAAGCUUUCUCUCUUCUUCAUUGGUAUUACUAAUAUUAUAACUCGAGGAACCCAUUGUGAUAUACUUUCUAGAAGAAGAGUAGUAUAGUCCCGGUUUUUGUGUGUUGAGUCGCUUGUGGCGCAAGUUAUAUAUUCUUCUACUUACUCCAAUUCAUUUUGGUUUGGUUUACAACAUUCACAUGCAAUGAAUCUGUUCCAAUUUACAUAUUUACAUACAUCCACUGGGAAUGGGAGUUGACCACUCCAGCUGUAGGAGAGAACCGGCCUAAUUUUGGAACCAAAUGAGUCAUAAUAUAACCGGUUACAUGAUGAAACCAAAGCGGUUAGAAAGGGCUUCUCAGAUCCGGUAGGCGGUUACGCCGUUUCCUGGCCUGUUAUUAUUCCAGCUCAAUAGACGCGUUUGAUUGCAAAGAGGGAGAAAAUUAGGGUUUAGAGUUGGAGAUGGGAAGAGGAAAGAAGAAGAUCUAAGGAAACAGAGAGAGGGAGAGAUAGAUCAGGGAUUAUCCCAUUUUCCUUCGUCUCUCUCGGCGAUCUGUGAGGAUGAGGCUCCAAUCGUCGCCGAUCUCUGAAAUGGACACCACUGACGAUAUGCACGAGGCGUUGUUCGCAAAGCGGGGUUGCUGUUUCCUCAUGCCCUGUCUCGCCUCAUCUCACUCGUCCUCUCGCUGCGGAUCUGUGUGGUGGCAGCGGAUCAGGACCGCCGAUAAACUCGAGCCUGACGAACGGUGGUGGAUUCGCGGGUGGCGGAAGAUGAGGGAGUGGUCGGAGCUCGUCGCUGGCCCUAGAUGGAAGACUUUUAUCCGCCGAUUCGGGCGCAACCAUUGCUGCGGCGGAGGAGGAGGACCCGGAAACAGCUGCGGUUCAAUCGCUAACCGGUCAAAUCACGGAAAAUUCCGGUACGAUCCGUUGAGCUACUCGUUAAAUUUCGACGACGGAAAGCAAACGGGGCAUUUUGACGACGAGUUUCCGUACCGAGAUUACUCGAUGAGGUUUGCUGCGCCAUCCUUGCCGGUGUCCACGAAAAGCUCCAUGGAUUUCGAUAGCGACAUGGAGGCGGCACCGCUUCAUAAGUGAAGGUCACGCUCUUCCCUUUCUCAUCAGAGCCCAGCUGGUGUUGCAGUCUAACGUGCGCCGAAUCGUGUGUGUGUGAUCAAAUGAGAGGGCAUAAUCAAACUAUCAAAGAGUCUUCUUUUAAUCACGGUUUUACUUUUUUUUCAAAAAAAAAAAAAAAUAUAUAUAUAUAUAUAUCUAUACUGUUUGGCUCGUAAGAUUAAUAAUAGAAUGAUUGCAAUUUGCCAUAUAUAGAAAGGUAUUCGACGAUAUAAAAGAGUUUUCUUUGAUGACUCAACAUAAAUUAUUU
Thlaspi arvense is the source of this 2037-nucleotide messenger RNA. The record is from the annotation of a GenBank genome assembly. Lineage: Eukaryota; Viridiplantae; Streptophyta; Magnoliopsida; Brassicales; Brassicaceae.